GAAACUCGAAAGAGAUGGAGGGAAAAUUCGCUAUUUCAGAAUCGACUAAUUUGCUUCAAAGGAUCAAAGAUUUUACUCAAUCGGUCGUUGUAGAUCUGGCUGAAGGAAGAUCUCCAAAAAUUUCCAUCAAUCAAUUCAGGAACUAUUGCAUGAAUCCAGAAGCUGAUUGCUUAUGCAGCUCUGAUAAACCAAAGGGUCAGGAAAUUUUCACUCUUAAGAAGGAACCACAAACCUACAGAAUCGAUAUGUUGCUAAGAGUAUUGUUGAUAGUCCAACAACUUCUGCAAGAAAAUAGACAUGCUUCGAAAAGAGAUAUCUACUACAUGCAUCCAUCAGCUUUCAAAGCACAAUCCAUUGUGGACCGUGCAAUUGGUGAUAUAUGCAUUCUUUUUCAGUGUAGUCGGUACAACUUGAAUGUGGUUUCUGUUGGAAACGGGUUGGUGAUGGGUUGGUUAAAAUUUAGGGAAGCUGGAAGGAAAUUUGAUUGUUUAAACAGCUUGAACACUGCAUAUCCCGUUCCUGUUCUUGUAGAGGAAGUCGAAGAUAUUGUUAGCUUAGCUGAGUACAUACUGGUUGUGGAAAAAGAAACAGUAUUCCAGCGUUUAGCAAAUGACAUGUUUUGCAAGACGAACCGCUGCAUUGUUAUCACAGGAAGAGGAUAUCCAGAUGUCUCAACAAGAAGGUUCUUGCGACUCCUGAUGGAGAAGUUGCAUCUACCUGUGCAUUGUCUAGUCGACUGUGAUCCAUAUGGCUUUGAGAUCCUAGCCACAUACCGUUUUGGCUCCAUGGUUAGAUUCUGUUACAAAAUAUAGAUGACUGAACUCGGAAAAUUUCACCGCUUGCAUUGUUUUUGUUGAUAGUGAUAAUGUGAUAUGGCACUGACCCAUUUCAUUUUGAACCAUUUUCCUUAUGUCACUUGUUUUCUUUCUGUAAGCAAAUGGCCUAUGAUAUUGAAUCAUUACGAGCACCAGAUAUGAAAUGGUUGGGAGCUUUUCCUUCAGACUCUGAGGUAUAUAGUGUUCCCAAACAGUGUCUUUUGCCACUGACAGAAGAAGAUAAGAAAAGAACUGAAGCAAUGUUGCUUAGAUGCUACCUGAAGCGUGAAAUGCCACAAUGGAGGUUGGAACUUGAAACGAUGUUGAAAAGAGGGGUCAAGUUUGAGAUCGAAGCACUCUCAGUUCACUCACUGUCCUUUUUGUCAGAGGUAUAUAUUCCUUCUAAGAUUCGUCGUGAAGUAAGCUCUCCUUGAGCUUCAUACGAGAUAACUAGUCUCCAACUCAAGGUAAUGCUCAUUGUUUUUUUUAUGACUCUUUCUAAGCUUUUUAGUGCAAACCAAAUGCAUUGGUAGAAUGGACAAAUGAACAUAGUUUUAAUGGAAAAAUCAUAAAUAUACAGAUUAUAAAAAAUAAUUCUC
This is a messenger RNA of Arabidopsis thaliana (thale cress), 1414 nucleotides long. It is a transcript of the gene ATSPO11-1, whose product is annotated as Spo11/DNA topoisomerase VI, subunit A protein. The record is from RefSeq and is marked reviewed. Gene Ontology annotation, cellular component: nucleus; chromosome. Lineage: Eukaryota; Viridiplantae; Streptophyta; Magnoliopsida; Brassicales; Brassicaceae. The transcript is spliced from 14 exons. Gene Ontology annotation, biological process: DNA metabolic process; reciprocal meiotic recombination; meiotic DNA double-strand break formation. Bases 15 to 812 code for a protein of 265 amino acids. Gene Ontology annotation, molecular function: DNA topoisomerase type II (double strand cut, ATP-hydrolyzing) activity; DNA binding; catalytic activity.